Melitaea cinxia (Glanville fritillary) is the source of this 1601-nucleotide messenger RNA. RefSeq names its product proton-coupled folate transporter-like. The record is from RefSeq and is a predicted model, not a curated record. Gene Ontology annotation, cellular component: membrane. Gene Ontology annotation, molecular function: transmembrane transporter activity. The transcript has 9 exons. NCBI's taxonomy places the organism in Eukaryota, Metazoa, Arthropoda, Insecta, Lepidoptera, Nymphalidae. The coding region runs from base 1 to 1548 and encodes 515 amino acids. Gene Ontology annotation, biological process: transmembrane transport.
AUGACUGAAAGUUCUUUAGAUCUCCAGGAGCUAGAAAAGUUAAGAUCCACGACUUGUAUAGAUGAAACACCAUGUCCGAAGGAGAGUGAUCCAGAAAAAACUCAUAAAUGGCAAAUAAUUUUAGAGCCAGCACUGGUUGGUGCAAUGAUGGCGAUCAACCUUGGUCAGACUUCUUUGCAGAACUUUUACCUGCGGACAGCUUGCAGCGUAGAUUUGGGCUAUUCAAUAGAAAUUUGUCGAAAAGGUGUAGGAGAAGAAUUUCGAUCAGCUGAGGCAGAAAGUCAAGUUAUCGUAUCUGGUAUCAACGUGAGUAGGAGUUUUGUGGGGUUAUUAAUUUCAACAAUAGUUCUAUUAUUUGUUGGCCCGUGGAGUGACUGCAGUGGAAGAAGGAAGCCGCUACUUAUCCUACCCUUACUUGGAAUGUGCGUUAUGACAACAGGAGUGCUUUUAAUGCUCACGUUUCCUGGAGCUACCACUAUGCAAGUGCUUUACGCUGUUCAGAUUCCCAUAUCAUUGGGUGGCAAUUUCGGCUUACUAUUAGCAGCGUCCUUCAGCCAUAUUGGUGACCUAUGCCAUGCCACUGGACGUGAUGUGACGCGCACGAUGGGAACCCAUCGGGCCGCGAUACAAAUAGCUCACGUGGUGGGUUCCGUGAGUGGGCCCCUCCUGUACCGGCGCCUCGGAUUCUACGGUGUGUUCCCACUUGUUUUAUUACUACAGGUAUCAUCCCUUAUCUAUGUGAUAGUGAGGGUCAAAGAUGUCAAUGUCAAUCGUGAGAACAAAGUGUCUGUGUUAAACUGGAGACUGCCGUUCAACGCCGUUCAAUGUCUGUUGAGAAAACGGGAGGGCAACAAGCGAGUGAUCAUUCUACUCAUGCUCGUAGUGGGACUUGGAGACAGAAUUUUACUUUCUGCGGAGGUACUUUUGGCUUACAUGUUCUACAGAUAUAAGUUCCAAUGGGACGAUGUCAUGUUCGGAUCUUUUCUCGCUUACAGAAACACAAUUAGUUUUAUUGGUACUCUUCUUAUCCUCAACGUCCUGAAGCGUCGACUCCGUCUAUCAGACGAGGUGGUGGGGGUCCUGAGUUGCGUAUCCUACAUGCUCGCUACCAGCUCUCUCAUACUUGCGUCCACUACUGUCUUCGUAUUUAUGAUUCCUGGAAUCGGCAUUAUAUCCCAGGGUUCCCAAGUGGUGCAGCGGCCAUUACUAAACAAACAGAUACUGCCAACAGAACAAGGUAAAAUCUACGGGAUACUGGGUGCUCUAGAAUCGGCAACUCAAACCUUUUCAUCGCCCUUAUAUUCACUGCUGUAUACAAAAACUGUGUCGACUCUACCCGAUGCUUGGCUCAUACCGGGCAUCGCUUUAGCGUUAUUACAACUACUUUCAUACUUAAUAACCAAAAGACUGCGAAAUAUACAACCAGAUAGUACUAUACAACAAGAAAAAAAUAUACCCCUUCCGGUUAUAGAGAAAGGCACAGAUGCUACCAAAGACAAUGAUCUCAUAUUAAAAGAAGCUAGUAAUAACACAAAAGAUUCUUUAUAAAUUUCAAUAUUGUAUUCGUAUUUACUAUUAUCGAAUAAAAUUUAUUUUUGUAA